Pieris macdunnoughi is the source of this 1461-nucleotide messenger RNA. The record is from the annotation of a GenBank genome assembly. NCBI's taxonomy places the organism in Eukaryota, Metazoa, Arthropoda, Insecta, Lepidoptera, Pieridae.
AUGAAUUACAAAAAGGACUGGAUUCCAAAUCUGAAAAGUAAAAAUAGAGAAAAGACUAGUAAAAGACCAGAGAUACUAGGAAUCGCUACGGAAUACUACCAAAAUUUAUACCAAAGUCGAAAAGGGGAACAAGUAAUAAAUGAUUAUAGUUCAAUAAACAAAGAUGAGAUUAAACCAAUUCUAAAAUACGAAACAAUAAAAUCUAUCCAAUCACAAAAACUAGAUAAGGCACCUGGAUCUGACUUAAUCACAAACGAACUACUGAAAACCACGUCACCAGUGAUAGCACCUAGACUUACAGAUUUGUUCAAUGAAAUUCUCGAAAAUGAAACCAUCCCGGAAGACUGGACUAAAUCGAUAAUCAUACUGCUGCAUAAGAAGGGAGACAAGGGUGAUAUAGGAAAUUAUAGGGAAUUUAACAAAACGUACUACAUAGGAUUCGUCGACUUUAACAAAGCGUUCGACACAUUGGAACAUGAUUAUAUAUGGGACGCUCUAAAAAGACAAGGAGUACAAGCAAAAUACAUACGAAUAAUUAAAAACGUAUACGCAGCCAGUACCGCACAAGUUAAACUUGAAUCUACGGGCAACGAAUUUCCUAUUACAAGAGGCGUACGCCAAGGUGAUCCUAUAUCGCCAAAAUUAUUUUCUGCUGUGCUAGAAAUGAUCUUUAGGAAUUUAAACUGGACCAGAAUGGGACUCAAUAUAAAUGGCCAAAACCUCAACCAUCUACGCUUCGCAGAUGAUUUGAUUUUGUUCUCAGAGGACGCAGGAACACUGGGACUUAUGUUGCAGCAACUAUCCAAUGAAAGUGCUAAGGCCGGUCUGUCAAUGAACUUAACCAAAACCAAAAUUAUGACGAACGCCCAACUAACAGUAAACAACGAACAAAUAAUAGUAAAUAACGAACCAAUAGAAUAUGUAAAUGGAUACAUAUAUUUGGGCCAACUUAUAUCUGCAGAUGAUUGCAUGAACAAAGAAAUAGAGAGAACAAUAACUAAUACUUGGAAACGGUUUUGGUCUCUUAGAGAAAUAAUGAAGGACACAGAUAUGCCAAUGACAGGAAAAAAGAAAAAAUUCGAAACAUGCAUUAUACCAUGCCUAUUAUAUGGGUGCCAGACAUGGGCGUUAACAGAAAGGCAGGAAAAUAAAUUAAAAGUCUGCCAAAACGCAAUGGAAAGGAGUAUUUUAGGUAUAAAAAGAAGAGAUAGAGUAAAAUUACAAGAAAUUAAAAAGAAAACAAAAUUCAAAAAUGUACACACAAUCUACAGACAGCUUAAAUGGCGUUGGACCGGACAUAUGUUGAGAGAAAGUACAGAAAAAUGGACAAGGAUAGUAACUGAGUGGUAUCCAAGAUAUACCAGAAGAAAAAGAGGUAGGCAAACGAAAAGAUGGGAAGACGACUCCAACAAAAUAGCUGGUCAGGUAUGGACUCGUUUAGCAAAAGACAGGAAUACGUGA